Styela clava is the source of this 1771-nucleotide messenger RNA. RefSeq lists its product as uncharacterized. Lineage: Eukaryota; Metazoa; Chordata; Ascidiacea; Stolidobranchia; Styelidae. The record is from RefSeq and is a predicted model, not a curated record.
AAUAAAGGAGGCGAGAAAUGUUUAUGCAGUCUAUAAAUAAGCGAGGAUAAUUUGAUUUAUGGGGGAUUAUGAUGCUUUGAAUCCAGGGCAAAUGGCAGACGCGUGGCACAAUUAAACGAACGAAAAAAAUUGAUUUUACACGUAGUAAAGCAGUUUUGGUUUAUUCACUGAAAGCAAUUCUUGAUUGCUAGAAAAGAUAGCAGAAAAAUAUUAAAUGGUGACCAGCACUGUAUUUAUCAUGACUUGGAGAUAUUUGAUGAUUUUUCUACUUUCUUCAUCUCUAAUAUCUGCUCAAGAAGGAAGCGGUUGGGAAGGUAGCGGUAAAGUUUCAGAACUAAACGAAGAAAUUAUGAUAAAAAGGACGGAGCGCGCAUAUUUGCUACAUCACUUUCAAGAAUGGAAAUCAAACAAACCGGAGUUGUCCUGGAAUCCCAUCAAUAUUCGUGGAAAUUCAACUCAAAUUUUGAAAGAUAUGCUAAAGAUUAUGUAUCAAGAAUUUUCUUCCGAAUUCAGAAUGUGCUAUAAAUGUGUUGGAAUCAUAACAAAAUCUGGCCAUGAGUAUGGUUGUACGGAAGAUGUUGAUACUUAUGAUUUUGAUGAACCAGGGGAGAAUAAGAUAAUUGUUCCGUGUAAAGGUCCGUGUAUGGUAUCCCGAAGAAUAACCGACGGUGACGUAACUAUAGUGCGUAGUUGCCACUCUACACAAUGUAUUGGAAGUGAAGAUUGUUUUCAAGAAAAUGGUGCGUGCAUCAAAUGCUGCCACAAAAACUUUUGCAAUAGAGAUCUUCCAACGACAUUUCGGAUUCAAAAAUCUGGGAAUAUAGAAAACUACACACCAACUGUUCACACAGGAUUUUCCAUUUCGUUGUCCAUUUUGUACGGUACUUUCACUAUACUGUGGGCUUUCGUGAUCAACUGAAAUUGGCAUAAAGUCCAGGCCACGACGAAUCACGAAAGCGAACGACGAAACUAGACUUCAAAACUGACGACACAUUUCAGUAACUAACGUAUGACAUAUACUACACUUCGUUUUAUACUUACCUAUUACGACGUAUUUUACUACUCUUCAGGAAUUGGUUAAAACCAUAUCACGGCCGAUGGUAUGUUAUGUUGAAAGGAUGUUUCGCGUCGGUAUUAGUACAGAAAACUUUGUUGCUUUUAUCAGAUGCAAAGUGCGGCUGAUGCAACAAACCCUAGUAGCGAGCGGAGUGCAACUCCAAAACGCCCCGCAUAUUCUACAGGGGUGGUAGCACAAAAGUCAUAUUGGGGGUGUCAAAAUAGGGCUGACGAAAUGCGGUCGUUGCGUAUCAAAUCGGGAGUGACAAGAUAGGGUCGUCGACUCAAGUUAGGGGUGACGAAAUACGGUCGUUCCGUGGUGUCAGAUUAGGGGUGACGAAAUACGGUCGCUGCGAAGAAACCCUAGGAUUUGAUUUCCGCAUGUCAGAAUAGUAGCAUCACGUUUUGAACUGGUCAUAUAUAAUACCAAACAUAGCGUAUAUUCUGUUAAUUUUAUGAAAAAUAUAUACGUAUCAUAGUCAAACGUGGUUUUGUAUUUAAACUUAAUUUUGUCAAAAUGGAAGUGACGAAACUGGGUCGUCGAGUCAAGUUAGGGGUGACGAAAUACGGUCGGUGCGUGUCAGAUUGGGGGUCACGAAAUGCGGUAGCUGCGUGGUUUCAGGUUAGGGGUGACGAAAUACGGUCGCUGCGAGGAAACCUUUAAUAUUUGAUUUCCGCAUGUCAGAAUAGUAGCAGCACGUUUUGAACUGGACAU